AUGAGACAAAAGGAAGAUAAAGCUUUUGCUGAGAUUCUCAAUCGUGUAAGAGAAGGCAAACAUACUGAUGACGAUAUGAAUAUUUUAAAACAACGAGUGCUGAAGCUGAGCCCUCAUCAUCGUGACUAUCCAAUGAUAGCUACUCACUUAUUCAGCACUAACAUGUCUGUGGAUGAACACAAUGAUGAAAUAUUCAAGAAAUCAACGAAUGAAAAAGUGCAAAUCAAAGCGAUCGAUAUUGUGCUCGGUGAUUUAUCGGACGAACUCAAAGAAAGAUUAAAAAAGCAAAUCCCAAAUGAUCCAACCAAAACAAUGGGUUUAUAUUCAGUAUGUCGAGUUCUCAAUGAAGCUAAAUACGAUCUUACGACGAAUGUUUCAGUAACUGAUGGUAUGACGAAUGGUGCAGAGUGUGUUAUAAAAAAGAUCGACUAUCGAGUUAUUGGUUCAUCGAGACCAAGUAUUAUCUGGGUUCAGUUUUUAGAGGAACAUAUUGCAAAGAAAUACCGCGCAGAGUUCGCUUAUCUUUACAAUGAGAACAUUGAAAGAACUUGGACUCCAAUUUUAGAAGUAACAAGACAGUUUAGAAAACACAAAGUACAAGUUAUUCGAAGACAAUUUCCUUUGAGACCUUCUGCUGCCAAAACAAUUCAUCGAUGUCAGGGUGACACAUUACGUGAAGCAGUUGUUGACCUUCCAUCACAAAAGAGAGAACAUAUGCAUUACGUAGCUCUAAGCAGACUCAGAAGCAUCAGUGAUUUGCAUAUUUCUUAA
Dendronephthya gigantea is the source of this 771-nucleotide messenger RNA. RefSeq lists its product as uncharacterized. The transcript has a single exon. Lineage: Eukaryota; Metazoa; Cnidaria; Anthozoa; Malacalcyonacea; Nephtheidae. The record is from RefSeq and is a predicted model, not a curated record. Bases 1 to 771 code for a protein of 256 amino acids.